AUGUCUAUUAAUCGAUAUACACGAACGGUAACUGAUGUACUCAGUUUACGUUUUAAUCAAGAUUCAACUUGUUUUAUUUGUGCUACAUGUGAUGGUAUUCGAAUAUUUAAUGUUGAACCAUUUUCACAAAAAAGUUUUCUUGAUGUUGGACGUGCUACUUAUGCAGAAAUGCUCUAUCGUACAAAUUUAAUAGCAUAUGUUCCAGCUGAUCAUGUUACUGGUUUACCAUCGAAUGUUGUAAAUGUAUAUGAUGAUGAACAAAAAGCACAUGUACUUGAAUUAUGUUUUAGUUUACCUGUAGUUUCUAUACGAAUGUCAAGAACAAGACUUAUUGUUAUACUUAUACGCAAAAUUCAUAUUUUCUCUUUUCCUAAUCAAUGUCGACUUUUACAUACAAUUGAUACAAAAGAUAAUCCAAGAGGUCUUUGUGAAUUAUCAAAUAAUGAUGGAUCCUUACUUGUUUUUCCUUUUAAUUCAAGUACUAGAGGUGGUUUUGUUCAAUUUUUAGUAAGUUAG
Messenger RNA from Rotaria sp. Silwood1, 516 nucleotides. The record is from the annotation of a GenBank genome assembly. NCBI's taxonomy places the organism in Eukaryota, Metazoa, Rotifera, Eurotatoria, Philodinida, Philodinidae.